Molecule: messenger RNA, 942 nt
Organism: Mus caroli (Ryukyu mouse)
Lineage: Eukaryota; Metazoa; Chordata; Mammalia; Rodentia; Muridae
Product: olfactory receptor 2H2-like
Biological process (GO): G protein-coupled receptor signaling pathway
Cellular component (GO): membrane
Molecular function (GO): olfactory receptor activity; G protein-coupled receptor activity
Source: RefSeq, a predicted model, not a curated record
AUGGGCACAGUUUGCAAUGACACCCAUGGUGAUUUCAUCCUCCGUGGCUUCUCUGACAAGCCGUAUUUAGAGAAAAUACUUUUUGGGGUAAUUUUGGUCUUUUAUUGUUUGACUCUCGCUGGAAAUACAAUCAUAAUAUUUGUUUCCUUGAAGGAACCAAAACUGCAGAUCCCUAUGUAUUUCUUCCUUUCCAAUCUUUCCUUAUUAGAUAUUUGUUUCACCAGCAGCUGUGUUCCUCAGAUGUUGGUUAAUUUGAGAAGUCCAAAGAAAACAAUCACCUAUAGUGGCUGUGCCACUCAGCUCUACAUCUUCCUGUGGCUUGGUGCCACUGAAUGUGUGCUUCUUGUUGUCAUGGCUGUGGACCGCUAUGUGGCAGUGUGCCAUCCUCUGAGAUAUGUAACUGUCAUGCACCCUAAAGUAUGUCUGCAGCUGGCAGUCCUUGCUUGGGGUUCCGGCUUGAUUCAGUCUCUGAUCCAAUCUACUGCUACCCUCAGGUUGCCCUUUUGCUCUCAGCGGGUAGUAGACAACAUUGUGUGUGAAGUUCCAGCCCUGAUUCAGCUCUCCAGUGCAGAUACUACCUACAAUGAAGUGCAGAUGUCCAUAGCCAGUGUUAUCCUCCUAGUGUUACCCUUGGCCAUCAUCCUUUCCUCCUAUGGUGCUAUUGUGAAAUCUGUACUGAAGAUAAAGUCACCUGCAGGGCAGAAAAAAGCAUUUGGCACCUGCACUUCUCACCUUCUUGUUGUUUCCCUGUUCUAUGGUACAGUAACAGGUGUCUAUCUUCAACCUAAGACUCACUAUGCUCAUGAACAGGGUAAGUUUCUCACACUUUUCUACACUGUAAUAACUCCAACUCUUAACCCUCUCAUUUAUACACUGAAGAACAAGGAAGUAAAAGAAGCAGUGAUAAGACUGUGGUGGAAGACUUGGAUUUCACAAAGAUAA